AUGUCCGGUAAAACCUUCAUUGUCGAGCAUCUCGACCCUGAGCUUGAGCAAUGGUCAGCUCUUGAAUACAAGUGCAUUGCCAGAGAGACUGCAGCCUCAGGAUCCUCUUUCUACCUCACAUCUGUCCCGCAUGAGCUUCAAUUGCCCGAAUCUCUGAAGAAUGUCUCUGAACUGAACGUUGAACAUCGCGGCAUCGAGGAGAUCUAUGCAGACAAGAAGGACCGUGUCUGCCUGCUUGAUCCCGCAGCCAAACAAGAACUCAGCCCCGCCGACGGCGACAACUUCGACAUCUUUCUCUUUGGCGGUAUCCUCGGAGACGACCCACCUAGAGAUCGUACUUCGGAACUUCGCAAGAAGGGCUACCAAGGACGCCGUCUUGGACCAGUCCAGAUGACCACCGACACAGCAGUGCGUACCACUAGAAUCGUGGUCCAGGAUCGCAUCGAGCUGGAGAACAUCAAAUAUGUUGACCACCCCGAGAUCAAGGUUGACGAGCACGAGAGCACCGAGAUGCCUUUUCGCUACGUGCUUGACAAGGAUGGCAAGCCCAUCUUCCCAGAUGGCAUGAUUGAUCUUAUCAAGAAGGACUCGGAGCGUGGUAUCGAUGACCUGUUGUAA
Aureobasidium melanogenum CBS 110374 is the source of this 618-nucleotide messenger RNA. Its product is annotated as DUF431-domain-containing protein. The transcript has 3 exons. The record is from RefSeq and is a predicted model, not a curated record. Lineage: Eukaryota; Fungi; Ascomycota; Dothideomycetes; Dothideales; Saccotheciaceae. Gene Ontology annotation, biological process: peptidyl-arginine methylation. Bases 1 to 618 code for a protein of 205 amino acids. Gene Ontology annotation, molecular function: protein-arginine omega-N monomethyltransferase activity.